Molecule: messenger RNA, 2190 nt
Organism: Pocillopora meandrina
Lineage: Eukaryota; Metazoa; Cnidaria; Anthozoa; Scleractinia; Pocilloporidae
Source: the annotation of a GenBank genome assembly
ACCAAAGCUCAUCAGCUUAGCAUGAGGAUAACUUUGUAUCUCGCCGCUUUCUUGGUUCUUUGCAAAAAGGGUGACUCGGUGGAAACGACUGUCAGCCCUCAAAAGGAGAACAAUGAAAUGGAUCUUUGUAAGGUACACAUAAAAAACAACUUGUCUUUAUUUAUUGGACUUGACUUCUACCAAACUGAAUUACAAGCAGUGAGAUUAUCUGACAAAAACAGAUAGGUUUCCUUUUCAAAACCCCGUUUAGCUGUUUUUCUCCAAGCUCGAACGCGUCCCAUUAAAUGAUAAGAAAUCCGAAAAUCUGAAGAGAGGGGGGGAAUUGAGUUGGUAAUUUACAAUUCAUCCAUCUGUAAUGGUUCGUGAUAUGUAUUAAAGGAGAUUUUUAUUGGAUUUAAAGCUUUCAGUACAAAGGUAGAAUUCAUGGACAGAUGACGAAGAUAAUGCUGUUGAAUUUAUGUUGUUUCAUAAAAAGCAAAUAACCGCCUUCCUUGACAUCUCAUCAGUUAACAAACCAAACAAAUAUUUAGCUUUCCUCCGUGAGGAAGAAGCCCAAAGUAAACAAGUAGGUUUUCUACAAGAAGCAACUAUUCUUGCCUUAUCUUGAUGUGGUACUUGGGAAUACCUGACUUAUCCAAUGUUGAAGAGCAUCUGGAUGUUUAAAUCGAGGGAAAUACAACAAAAAUGUUUGAUCUUGUUGACGCGUUAAUACAUGCGGAGACAGGAAGUAAAAUGAUUCCGUUGCGUGUCUCUCCUUUUGAAUAUUGUGCGACACUUUUGUUUGGAGCUCUUUGUAUCUGGGCCUCUCUGAGGUAAAAAGAAGAGCUAAAAUACGACCAACUGACGUCAGAGAUACAAUCUACUUAGACAAUAAGCUUUUUUCCGAACGUCCUAAUUAUCAGCAAAGCUUUAAACAGCUAAACAAAUCAACCUUUGAUAUACGAUAUAAAAGAGGUAAUUUGUGCUUAGAUUAAGACAAUAUCUAAUACGUCUCUUCCUCGUCUUCUUCCAAGAAAUUAACCCCUUCCCAUGGUUUUUCGGGAAUUCCUGGGUCGAAUGGCAUGCCGGGAGUGCCUGGCGUUCCGGGGCUACAAGGCCAACAGGGAAGGGAUGGAGAAAAGGGACAGACUGGUGACAAAGGGGUACAAGGAUUGAUGGGUCAAAAGGGAGAUAAAGGCAAGCAAGGAUCACCUGGGAAAAGCGGAGCUCCGGGAAUGACGGGAAUCAAAGGAGAUAAAGGAGAUGGAGGUUCGCGCGGGAUCAUUGGAAAACCAGGAGAGCAGGGAAUCAAAGGAUUACAAGGAAGAAAAGGUGACAAGGGAGAAAAAGGAGAAAGUCCGAUCAGUGUAGUGUCACAAAGUAACUGGAAACAGUGCGUGUGGAAGUCUAGUGAUGGCAGAGAUAGCGGUAAGAUCAAGGUAUGACAAAGAUAUUGAUAAGAGGAUUCGAAAGAGUAAAAUUGUAACUGCAAUGUUGAGGAAGUCUCAAUGACAAUAAAACCGAUCCAUUACAAAUGGUUAGAGCGAGUUAUUCUUUAUGCUACUCUUAAAGUUUCUGCCGGCGAGCACAUUAAGAUCUUUCUUUGCAUGAUAUUUUAGAGAAAGUUCAGGUUGGAAAGGGGCACUCAAAAACAAGUACUUCGCUAUCUCAGUGAUUCUUGUUUAAGCUAACACUGUUUGUUGCUUUUUGUUUCUAUAGGAUUGCCUCUUUAACAAGCUGCAAGCAGAUACCGCCAUCAAAGUCUCAUUCCAGGGAAACAUGCGAGUCAUUGGCGACAAUAGGUGCAGUCGCUGGUUCUUCAAAUUUAAUGGCAAUGAAUGCGGUGGGCCAAUGACAAUCGAGGCUGUUGUUUACAACAGUUGGCCAUCUGGUAAUCCCAACCUGCUCCAUCAUCGAUCAUUUGAAGGAUACUGUGAAAACAUCCUACAGGGCAGGAUAACGGUGGAGUUAUGGGUAGGGCAAUGUCCGAGGGGAUUUACUCUGGGUGACGCUCAAACCGGGUGGAAUUCUGUAUCCCGAAUAAUGAUCGAGGAAGUAUCAAGAGCCCAGUCCUGACCAUUUAGCUCUGCUUGGAAAAUUAAUGCGAGUAAAGAAUGUAACCAUGAUUGGUGACUUUGAUUAUGUUAGUUGAAAGAAAGUUUGAGCAAAGUGUAACGAUUCCUUUAUCAAAUAAAACAGUUUGUAUUGCCC